Cinara cedri is the source of this 3843-nucleotide messenger RNA. Lineage: Eukaryota; Metazoa; Arthropoda; Insecta; Hemiptera; Aphididae. The record is from the annotation of a GenBank genome assembly.
AUUGCUUAACUUAAAAAAUCAUAUCAUCAUUAAUCUUCAAACAUUUUAUCACUUUAUCAAUAUUAUUAGAGUAAUCAUUUAUUAUUAUUUAUUAUUCAGCACAUGUCGAAGUUUUGCUCAGUAAGAUUUUAUUUAGUAUAAAAUAUUAAAAUCCUAUAAUAGCCACCUGUCUUUCAUUUGUCAUGUCGGCCCUUCAGAAGAGACCUCUGCGUAAGGUACAGUCCACGAAAUCGACAUCGGACAACCGAGAAGUCCGCAAAGUGCCCGUGCCAUCUCAUCGACUCACUCCACUCAAAGAACAUUGGUUACACAUUUACACGCCCGUUGUUGAACAUCUCAAGUUGGACAUUAGAUUUAAUGUCAAAUCGAGAAACGUGGAAAUAAGAAAUCCUGUUCCCGACGACGCAAUUGGAUCACAACAUUUACAAAAGGCCGCAGACUUUGUAAAGGCAUUCAUUUACGGUUUUGAAGUUGAAGAUGCAUUAGCAUUAAUACGACUAGACAAUCUAUUCGUUGAAUCUUUCGAAGUAUAAAUACAUUGUUUAUUUAAUAUAUUAAGCUCGUUUUACAUUGUAUGGUUGUAAUCUUUUAGGCAAAAAAAAACUGAAUGGUAAAACCCAAAUGACAGAGUUGUUAACAUUAUAAAAUUUUUUUCACACUGAUUUUGGUAUUCAUUAAAUGAAACUGAUCUGCUGACUAGUGUCACUUCUGUUUUUAAGAUAAAUAUAGCCUCCAAUUUUUAAUAAAAAAGUACACAACCAUACAAAUAGAAACCACACAUUUCAUUACGUACACAACUGGGCUUAUGAUCACUAUUUAUUGUAGUAACAGUAGACAACUGCCACACAACACGGCAGCAUCAUUUUGUUGUGGCUAUAAUGUAAAAUAGUUAUUGUUUUUUUUUCAUGGUACUAAAAUAUUUUCUGUAUACGGUCAAAAUCAUUAUGAAAUGAGCCAUAUUUACUAUUAUUUUUUAAUUUGCAUUAUAUAUUGUAUCCAAAUAUUUCCUUAUAGAAUAGAUAGGUACUAUUAUGUAGAAUAAUUAAUACAAAUUAGAAUAGGACAUAUUCAGACAUCAUUUUAAUAUAUUAAGUAAAUAAUGAAAUUAUAUAAUUUAGUUAAAUAAAAAAAAACUUUUUUUUUAUUUGUGUUAAACGAGAUAAUGUCUGACUACAAACUCAUAAUUUCCUUGUUAUUUCAAUAAAAAUAAAAUAGGAACUUGUUUUUAAUGUUUUGUUUGUAUGCAUACAAAAUCAUAACCCUCCAUAAUCAUUCAAAAAUAAAAUUGAACUAGCCUUUUUAUUAUUUUAAAAACAAUUAAUAAUUUACACUGAAAUAUACAUUUUUAACUCAGAAAAUUAAUUAUAAAAUAAUUGUCAGAUUUAUAAUAUCAACAAAGAAUCUAAUCAUUUUGUUAUAACCAUAAUCUCUUAAAACAUCUAAAUUAUAAUGUUAAUAUUCUUUCAAGAAUUAUAUAAUUGUACAAAUUAUCCAUAUAUAUGUUUUAUAUUAUUUUUUUUUUUAAAAUCAAAAUUAUGAUUGUUAAAUGAUUCAAAUUUUUCCUGUUAACUCCUCUGUGUUGAACAAUCAUCCACAUGUUUUUUACUUUCAUAGAACUGCAUAUAUUUAGUUACAAUGUGUAAAAACAUGUAAAACUAAAAUCAUUAUUAAAUUUUUUAUUUCAAAUUUCAUAACUAUAAAAUAUUUUUAUAAUAAAAUACAUUUUUGAAUUUCCUUUUUUUUUUUUUUCUAGUGCAUAGAUAUUUAAAGGAUAUUAAACCAUAUCUACCUUACUUAUAACAUUGUAAUAUAAAGUUUAUAACCUUUAAAAUUCAAAAUAAAUUUAUAAAAUUUUGAGUUGAGUUAUCUAUUUUAUAAAAGAAUGUUUAAACAUUUUUUUUUAACUGAUAUCACAAAGUAGGUAUUUACCUACUUUGUUGUUACAUUAGGACCAAGAACUUAUAAAAUAAAUAAAUUAUAUUUCUUACUUCUAGUAAUUUAAAUCAAAUACAUCCUGUUUUAAAAACUGUUUAUCAUUGUUUCUAAUAUUUAUAUAAUUUAUUUUAGGUUAAAGAUGUGAAAACAUUAAAAGGUGACCAUUUGUCUCGUGCAAUUGGGCGAUUGGCUGGAAAAGGAGGAAGAACAAAGUUUACAAUUGAAAAUUCUACAAAAACCAGGAUAGUGUUGGCUGACUCAAAAAUACAUAUAUUAGGAUCAUUUCAAAAUAUUCAAGUUGCCAUGAGAGCCAUUUGUAAUCUUAUUCUUGGAUCUCCACCUUCCAAAGUAUAUGGACAAUUACAACAACUCUCAAAGAGUAAAGUUUUAUAAAAUAAAAACAAUGUAUAUUUCAUAAUCAAAUAAAGUCAAAUAUUGUAAAAUUUAAGUUUUAUUAAAUUUCAAAUUAAUUACAUGUAAACUGUUUUUAAUACCGGUCACGGUAUGCCAUCUGCCAAAUCUGUGUUCGUUGGCAACUGCAACGAUCAAUCGAUUUCCAUCAUUUGUAAAUACAAGACCAGUAAUAAAACCUUCUAAAGGAACAUUAAAUAAUGGUAAUAUCGACUUAUAGUUGUUUGUACACCUCCAAAAUUUAAGCAAUCCAUCACUACUUCCAGAAACUAUCAAGUCUGAAUUUUCUAAAGCUCCAACUGCAGAUACCCAAUUUGGUUGACCAUUACUUUUAUUAGUACCAUGGGCGUUGUUGAUGUUGCAAAAUGGUUUUUUCCUCAAUGUUCCCCAGAUGCUAAUGCAGCCACUAUCCCCGCCUGUGACAAAAUGUGCAGUAUCAAUUUUCUUUACAGAAUCUAUUGAACCACCUGUUCCAUGAAACAUUAAUUGUGUUUCAUCUUGAAUCUUCCACAUUCUGACCAUACUUUCAAAGCCUCCGCCAGUUAUUACAUGAUCUUUCUCCAUUAUAUCAAUGCUGGUGGCUUCAGUCUGAUGGCCUAAAAGUGAAUCUAUGUAGGACAAUUCAGUAAGAUCCCAAAUUUUAACACUUUUAUCCUUUGAACAACUGAACAAUUGAUUUGAUUCAUUGCAAAUCGCUAAACCAGUUACACCGUCUAUAUGUCCCCUCAAAGGUCCAAUAUAUUCUAAUGUGACUGAAUUCCAAACAUUAAUUAGCCCAGAAUUAUCUCCAGAAACUAAAUAUUGCUCAGACACCGCAAGAGAUAAAACAGGAUAAUUAUGAUGUGUUGGAUUUAUCACUAGGGGUUUUUUACGGUUAUAACUCAAACACUUGUGUACUUUACCAGCUUGUAGAUCCCAUUGUAUUAUAGUAGAAUCUUUUGAUGCAGAGUAAGCAUAUUUGUCAUCGGGCGAUACCACAAUGCAUGUAAUUGCUUUGGUAUGAUGUCUAUUUCUUAACCUGAGAAUGUCAGUCGGAACCAACAAACAAUCGGCCAAUUUUGUUUUCAAUUUUCCUUUUUGAUCAAGAACAUCAUUUUUUAAACGCUUUAAAACAUUUUUAUUUACCUGAUCAUCGUCAUCGUCUUCUAAACGUCUUCGUUCUUCUUCUUCAAUUUCACUCAAAUACUUUUUAGCGAGUUGCACUUUUUUUUCGGCUACCGUUAAAAACUUCUCUUCCUCUGAUUCUGACGAAAAUGCUUGGUGGUCAUCGUGGUUAGACUCACUUGAAUCGGACGAAAUCUCAUCAUCGAUGUGAUUUUCGGUUUUUUUCUUUUUGAUGUUGUUGUUUGUAACACGUACUGCAGGUUUUCUGCGUUUGGUUACACCUUUUCGAAUAAAAAAAGACAUGAUUUUAAUUUACUUUGUUAAGUAAUAUUUGUAUAUAAAAAACAAUGGCAAUGUAAAUUGUAACAACAUAAACACAGUCGAAUAGUACAC